Molecule: messenger RNA, 2469 nt
Organism: Mauremys mutica (yellowpond turtle)
Lineage: Eukaryota; Metazoa; Chordata; Testudines; Geoemydidae
Product: adhesion G protein-coupled receptor E3-like
Exons: 18
Coding region: 1-2469 (822 amino acids)
Biological process (GO): cell surface receptor signaling pathway; adenylate cyclase-activating G protein-coupled receptor signaling pathway
Cellular component (GO): membrane
Molecular function (GO): calcium ion binding; G protein-coupled receptor activity
Source: RefSeq, a predicted model, not a curated record
AUGGGACCCCAGGGGCAGCAGCAGCAGCAGCAAGCCCUGGGGCUCUGCAUCGCCCUGUGCCUGUGGGGCACCGUGGCCCAGACUCCUGGUGUACAAGCUGUUCCCACCCCUGCAGGUACCACUGGGGACUGCAACAACCAUCUGCUGUGCCCAGCAAACGCCACGUGUGUGAACAGCACCCACUGCACCUGCCUGGAUGGAUACCAGCCAACGGGGAAUCACUUCUUCACCGACCCAACAGAGACCUGUGACGAUAUUAACGAGUGUCUGGGGCCGAGCCCGCCAGACUGCGGAGUCAACACUCACUGCACCAACGUGCCUGGGAGUUACUACUGCACCUGCACCGAUGGCUACGAGCCCAGCUCUGGGAAAGCCAACUUCACGCACGCGAGUGAGAACAGCUGCCGGGAUAUUGACGAGUGUCAGGGCCCAAGCCCGGCAGACUGCGGACCCCACGCAAACUGCACCAACACUCCUGGGAGUUACUACUGCACCUGCACUGAUGGCUACGAGCCCCGCGCUGGGAAAGCCAACUUCACGCACGCGAGUGAGAACAGCUGCCACGAGCUCCAAGUCACCAGCAUUAACUCCAGCGCUGAGUUCAAGGGAAUCAAAGAGACGUGCAGGAAUUUCUCUCUGCAGGGAAAGUGGAGCAGCAGAAGCAGCAGUUUUUGCUCUUUCUUUAAUUCAACCUUAGAAAUUUUGAUGUCCACGUUUGGAGACGGGAGUACAGCGUUAUCACUGGAGAACGUGACUCUCCGUUUCAACGCUCUCCUGAACAGCACCUCCCUCUGGGACGGCGGAGACAAGUGGGAGAUGGUGUCGGCCGUGACGGUCCUGCUGCAGAGCGUGGAACGGGCCGCGCUGGCCACUGCGCUCCGGUCUCCGGAGAGGACAACACAGAACGUGACGACAGAGUCUCUGGCUAUCCAGACGCGGCUCGUCACAGGGAACUGCAGCCAACCCAGCGAGGUCUUUACGCUGAGAGCUCACGAGGAGACAAUGGUCGUGCACUGUGAUACCGUCACCGGGGCAGCCAUACAAGCAGGUUUGGGGGCUGCUGCUUUCAUUUCCUACUCCACCCUGGACUCCAUCAUCAGUGCGAGACGUCUCAGAGAUGGAAACCUACCGGCUGGUGUGAAGCUGGAGAAGAGUCACCUCAACUCCAGGGUGGUGAGUGGGGCCAUCGGAGAUGGGAGACCCAUUAACCUCUCCAGCCCCGCAAACUUCACCCUGCGCCACAGACAGGCCAAAAAAGAGGAGGAAGAGGCUCUCUGUGUCUACUGGAAAGUGGUGGCCGAGAGCGGCAGCUGGUCUCCAGACGGCUGCACCACCGUGCACACGAACAGCACUCACACCACCUGCAGCUGUGACCAUCUCUCCAGCUUCGCCGUCCUAAUGGCUCCCACCGCAGUGACGGAGAGUUACCCACUGACCAUCAUCACCUACGUGGGACUGACCCUCUCUCUGCUGUGCCUCUUCCUGGCCAUCCUCACCUUCCUCCUGUGCCGCUCCAUCCGCAACGUCAGCACCUCCCUCCACCUGCAGCUCUGCCUCUGCCUCUUCCUGGCCGACCUGCUCUUCCUCACCCAGGUGACCCGCCCUGGCAGUCAGGUGGCGUGUGCUGUCAUUGCUGGCUUCCUACACUACCUCUUCCUGGCCUGCUUCAGCUGGAUGUUCCUGGAGGGGCUGCACCUCUUCCUCACUGUCAGGAACCUGAAGGUCGUGAAUUACACCAGCGCCAGCCGGUUCAAGAAGAGAUUCAUGUACCCGUUCGGCUACGGAUUCCCAGCCCUGGUGGUGGCUAUUUCUGCAGCGGUGAAUCCUGGUGGCUACGGAACUUCCACACACUGCUGGCUCAGCCUGGACAGAGGCUUUCAUUGGAGCUUCCUGGGACCAGUCUGUGCCAUAAUCCUGAUAAAUAUAACAUUCUUUGCCCUGACCCUGUGGAUCCUGAGAAACAGACUCUCCUCCCUCAAUGCAGAUGUGUCCACCCUCAGAGACCACAGGUUACUGACCUUUAAAGCCAUCGCCCAGCUCUUCAUUCUGGGCUGCUCAUGGAGCCUUGGUCUCCUCCAAGUCGGCCCAGCAGCCACGGUCAUGGCGUAUUUAUUCACCAUCAUCAACAGCCUGCAGGGAGCCUUCAUCUUCCUGGUGCACUGUCUCCUCAAUCACCAGGUGAGACAGGAAUACAGGAGAUGGAUCAAGGGAUUCCGAAUGUUCCGCACGAAAUCUCAGCCAUCCGAUCUGUCCAUGUCUGCUGUCCCCACCACCAGCACCAAGACGGUAAGUGGGAGCUCUGAGGUUCCCUGCUCCCCACGGCAGCUGAGCAGUUGUGGGGGAUCCUACUGCCUGCAGCAGCAGGGAGCUCCAGUUCCCCGCCACCUGCGGCAAGUGGGAGGUCUAGGGUCCCCCACUGCCCAUGAGGGAGGGCUGCUGCAGGGCCUUCUCAUCUCCCACAGCAGCUGA